AUGCGGCUUUUCCUCGAUCGCCUCUUCCUCGUGAUCGUGCUGCUCUUCUCUCCCGUUACAGCCCUCGGCACAUCAUGCUUCAAAGUCGUCUCCGCGCUGGUUAGCCGACCAGCCCACCUCUUCGGUAAAUUCCAGAGUGAAAUCUGCGACGUUGGAUGCCAGCCGACCGUCCCCCACUGGGAUCUAUGGACGCGCAACAACACCUUUGUCCCCGCCGUUCGCAGCCUGAUGCAGCGCAUGAAUGUACCCCACAAGGAAGAAGCUCUCCUGAAGAUGGGCGACGACGUUGCGCUCAAGAUCAAGGAAAGCUGUGGACCAAUGCUGGGCGGCGGAGUACAUAUCUGUUCUGAUCCAGAGACGCUGGCUGGGUUUGGCAACUGCUUCAAGCGCAAUUUCCUCAAGGCCUCGAUCAAACAUCUUCCUACUUUGAUUCCAAUGGCUUCGGAGGAAUCGUGUAAGGAGCAGCUUCGGUUCUUGGAGAGUGACGAGCUGUGGGAUACCACGAUUCCUCAGAAUAUGAGAGAUUAUGCGAAAGUGUGUGAUACUUUGGGGGUUUAUGACCAUGAUGAAUUAUGA
This is a messenger RNA of Penicillium roqueforti, 576 nucleotides long. RefSeq lists its product as uncharacterized. Lineage: Eukaryota; Fungi; Ascomycota; Eurotiomycetes; Eurotiales; Aspergillaceae. Bases 1 to 576 code for a protein of 191 amino acids. The transcript has a single exon. The record is from RefSeq and is a predicted model, not a curated record.